Penicillium cosmopolitanum is the source of this 1707-nucleotide messenger RNA. RefSeq names its product D-arabinono-1,4-lactone oxidase. The coding region runs from base 1 to 1707 and encodes 568 amino acids. Gene Ontology annotation, cellular component: membrane; mitochondrion. The record is from RefSeq and is a predicted model, not a curated record. Gene Ontology annotation, molecular function: D-arabinono-1,4-lactone oxidase activity; FAD binding. Lineage: Eukaryota; Fungi; Ascomycota; Eurotiomycetes; Eurotiales; Aspergillaceae. The transcript has 2 exons.
AUGCCGCGAGAUCCUGUUCCUGUUUCAAUAGAGCACCUCCCCAUUGCUCGUGAGCUGGGGAGGGAGCUGGAGAAGUUCGACCCCAAUCUCUAUUUCCGCGCGACCUCAGACCAUCUGCAUCACACCUGGGCCAAAACCUUUUUCUCCCGACCGGAACUCUACAUUCGCCCUCGAUCGAUUCCGGAAAUCCAACAACUGGUCACUGUUGCGCGCCGACUCCGCCGUCGCCUCGUGACCGUCGGUAGUGGCCAUUCUCCCUCCGAUUUAACAUGCACCUCGUCCUGGCUCGUCAACCUCGAUGAUUUCAACCGCAUUCUACACGUCGACGUGGAAACCCAUUCUGUCACCGUCGAGGCAGGUAUUCGAUUGAGCGAGCUCGGGGAUCGGUUGGAGAAGGAAUAUGGAUUGACACUGGCAAAUCUGGGGAGCAUUGACAGUCAGUCAAUAGCUGGUGUCAUCGCGACGGGAACUCAUGGCAGCUCGCUACGACACGGUCUGCUCUCGGAGUGCAUCGAAUCACUCAGCCUGGUCCUGGCAAAUGGACAGCUAGUGCGCUGCAGUCCGACCAACAACCCGUCCCUUUUCCGCGCCGCACUGGUAUCCCUAGGAGCUCUCGGUAUCGUGGUGGAGGUGACUUUCAAGGCCAGACCGUCAUUCAACAUCGCCUGGCGGCAGGAACGCUAUUCUUUAUCACAGGUGCUCGGCGAAUGGUCCACCGGUUUGUGGACAUCGCAUGAAUUUGUACGUGUCUGGUGGCUGCCAUAUGAGAAAGGCGCGAUCGUUUGGCAUGCCGAUAAGACCGACGAGCCAUUGCGCGAACCCCCCAAGAAUUUUUACGGCGACUGGUUUGGAUAUCAUGUCUAUCACAAUUUGCUCGCGCUAUCAUCUUACCUCCCACGCAUUCUUCCGUGGGUGGAAUGGUUUGUCUUCGGGAUGCAGUACGGCUUCCGAGCAGGGUCAACUGUUACCGAGGCAGUCGAGCCUGCUCGCGCUGGUCUGCUGAUGAAUUGUCUAUACUCGCAAUUUGUUAAUGAGUGGGCUCUGCCUCUUGAGGACGGCCCCGAGGCCAUUACCCGUCUGUCGGCGUGGCUGAAUGGUGACAUGAAGACGGCUCGCAUUCCAUUCUCAUCCAAAGGCCUGUGGGUACAUUGCCCCGUCGAGGUGCGAGUGUCAGAUUCAACGCAUAACCAGAACCCACGUCCUUUCCUCGAUCCGACCUGCCACAACGGACCCACGCUCUACCUGAAUGCAACGCUCUACCGGCCGUACCUCCGAGACCCGCCCUGCCGACAACGAUAUUAUGAAGCCUUCGAGUGGCUUAUGCGGGAUAUGGACGCCCGACCUCACUGGGCGAAAAACUUCAGCGUCCUUGAGGUUGAUCCCGAGGGCAUGUUCCUCGGCGAAUGGCAUCAGCGCACCUUGCCCCUGGUCGACGCGACGGAGACGCCUGACCGAGGCGAUCUCCUGCCUCUAAUGGAGCGAGAGAGCGAACGUCACAGCCUGCGCAUCAGCGGCGCUGGCGACGGCGUCGAGUGGGUUGGCGAACGCCGGUGGGAGCGUCAGUCUGAAGACGGCACAAACGAGGAAGACAAGCCGACCCCCGAGGUAAAUGCAUCAAGUCCAAUGACGGCCACCAGUGAAGAAAGUUUUGAUUUGCUUGCCAAGGGCGAAGCUAGUAUUGUGCUCCCCGAUGCCAAAUCCGCAUGA